UUUUCUGUUGGUGACCGAAGUAAUGGGAGUGUUUUGGGCCUUGCUUGUUCCUGUGCUGACUGUCUGGUUUACCAAAGGCUCUGGUUUGCCGGUUGGUGGCAAGAAUGAAAUGAGUGGUAAUGGGCAGCAGAGGACAAUGAGAGAUCUAUCUCCUAAUGACUCCUCCAUGAAGAAGGCCCUUACACUUCAGCAUUCACUUGAGUCUGUGUUGCUGAGGAAGUCUAAAGAAGUCCAACUGGAAACCAAUCAAGUGGAAGUGGCGACAUCAGCUGUCUACCUGCAUAUUGUUGAAAAGGCGCAGGGCGACAAGGGCAGCAGCAGCACAGGCCAGAACGGCACUGUGAGCGACUACUCGGCGGGCCAAAACAGCACUGUUUGGGACGAUGACUACCCUGGUGGUAACAACAGCACAGUGGGCGAGGAUGACGACGAUGUCCAAAAUGGCACAGUGGGCGACGCCGCAGGUGGCAACAACGGCACUCUGGGAGACGACGGCUACCCCAGCGGCAGCAACUGCACAGUGGGCGACUAUGACUACGAAGUCCAAAAUGGCACAAAGGGCAACGACGCCGCAGGCGGCAACUACUGGACUCUGGCCGACGACGACUCUGCAGGCCAAAACGCCACCGUGGGCGACGACGACUCUGCAGGCCAAAACGCCACCGUGGGCGACGACGACUCUGCAGGCCAAAACGCCACCGUGGGCAACGACUCUGCAGGCCAAAACGCCACCCUGGGCAACGAUGACUACGAAGUCCAAAACGGCACAGUGGGUGACUACUCCGCAGGCGGCAACAAUGGCACUCUGGGAGACGGCGGCUACCCCAGCGGCAACAACGGCACAGUGGGCGACUAUGACUACGAAAUCCAAAAGGACGGCACUCUGGGCGACGACUUUAAAGGCCGCAACAGCACUCUGGGCAAUAGUUCCUCUUAA
Gasterosteus aculeatus aculeatus (three-spined stickleback) is the source of this 937-nucleotide messenger RNA. Lineage: Eukaryota; Metazoa; Chordata; Actinopteri; Perciformes; Gasterosteidae. The record is from RefSeq and is a predicted model, not a curated record.